Messenger RNA from Hydractinia symbiolongicarpus, 1891 nucleotides. RefSeq names its product T-complex protein 1 subunit theta-like. The record is from RefSeq and is a predicted model, not a curated record. Gene Ontology annotation, molecular function: ATP-dependent protein folding chaperone; ATP binding; ATP hydrolysis activity. Gene Ontology annotation, cellular component: chaperonin-containing T-complex. Gene Ontology annotation, biological process: protein folding. Bases 105 to 1736 code for a protein of 543 amino acids. The transcript is spliced from 13 exons. Lineage: Eukaryota; Metazoa; Cnidaria; Hydrozoa; Anthoathecata; Hydractiniidae.
UGUGUUAACCGUGAGGGAGAAAAUUCUGGAAGAAUUGCUCCAGGCGGGGAAGGUUUAGUUUAGGUAAAUUUUCAUUAGGUGUUGUGAUCUCGCAUUCCUUUACGAUGGCUUUAUCAGUUCCCAAAUCAAUGAUUCAAUCUAUGAUGAAAGAUGGUGCAAAGUCUUUCCGUGGUCUUGAAGAAGCUGUAUACAGAAAUAUAGAAGCAUGUCGACAAUUAACAAAAAUUUUACAAUCUUCAUAUGGUCCAAAUGGUAUGAACAAAAUGGUAAUUAAUCACUUGGAUAAAUUAUUUGUGACAAAUGAUGCAGCGACAAUGUUGCGUGAACUUGAAGUUCAACACCCUGCCGCCAAAAUGUUGUUGUUUGCUUCACAAAUGCAGGAACAAGAGAUGGGAGAUGGUACAAAUUGGGUGCUGAUGUUUGCAGGAGCUCUUUUAAAUAGUGCUGAAGAGUUGUUGAAAAUGGGAUUAUCACCUGCAGAAGUUAUUGAAGGAUAUGAUAUGGCAUGUAAUAAAGCUUUAGAAAUUUUACCAGAGUUGGUUAGUUAUACUGUUAAAGAUUUACGGGAUGCUAAGGAAGUAGCCAAAGCAAUGAGGCCAGUGGUAGCGAGUAAACAGUAUGGAAAUGAAGAAUUUUUAUCAGAACUUAUAACUAAAGCUUGUCUAAGUGUUUAUCCGGCCAAUGGUCAAUUUAACGUAGAUAAUGUUCGUGUUCAGAAGAUCAUGGGCUCUGGUAUAUACUCAUCAGACAUUGUUAAUGGAAUGGUUUUUAAAAGAUUUGUUGAAGGAGAUGUAACGAAAGUAACUGAUGCAAAGAUAUGUGUAUUGUCGUGUCCUCUUGACUCGAUGACAACAGAAACUAAGGGAACUGUUUUAAUCAAGAACUCAGAAGAACUAAUGAAUUUCAGUAAAGGGGAAGAGGAUCUUUUGGACUCCCAAAUCAAAGCUAUUGCUGAAACAGGUUGUAACGUGAUAGUGACAGGAGGCAAGGCUGCGGAUAUGGCUCUUCAUUUCUGCAACAAAUACAAAAUCAUGGUUGUUCGACUCAUGUCAAAGUUUGACCUCAGGCGCUUGUGCAGAGCGACGCAAGCAACAGCGUUACCACGCAUUACACCACCCACCCCAGAGGAGGCUGGUAAAUGCGACAGUGUGGCGCUUGCGGAAAUCGGCGAUACCCCUGUUGUAAUUUUCAAACAAGAUCGUGAGGAUAACGCCGUUGCAACAAUUGUGAUUCGAGGAUCCACGACGAAUAUUAUGGACGAUAUUGAACGGGCGGUGGACGAUGGCGUAAAUUGCUUUAAAGCUUUAACACGUGAUGGAAGGAUGUUGUCUGGAGCAGGUGCAGUGGAAAUGGAACUAGCUCAAAGAAUUGCCAGUUAUGGGCAGACCGUACCUGGCUUGGAACAGUAUGCUAUCAAAAAAUAUGCCGAGGCGUUUGAAAUUGUUCCACGCACGAUGGCUGAAAAUGCAGGAGUAAAAGCUACAGAGUUGAUAUCAAAUUUAUAUGCAGCACAUAACAAUGGCGAAAAGAACAUUGGUUUUAACAUCGAGGGAGAAGGAUCAGCAACACAAGAUUCUCUGGAGGCUGGCGUUCUUGAUGCUUUUCUCGUGAAGUACUGGGCGAUUAAGUUUUCCAGUAAUGCUGCUAGUACCGUACUGCGAGUGGAUCAGAUUAUAAUGGCAAAACAAGCUGGUGGCCCUAAACCAAAAACAAACCCUGAUUGGGACGAGGAUUAAGCAGGUGUAUUUGUGAUUAGACCUGACGAAACUUGCUGCCUGGUUUGUCGUCAUUUUCCUGUGAAAGACAGUCGUGAAUUGUAUAUUUCGUGAAAACCUGUACAAUUUUUUGAUCUUAUUAUAUUACAACACCAAAUAAAUUUACAAAAAUUUUA